Messenger RNA from Vigna umbellata (rice bean), 1182 nucleotides. The record is from RefSeq and is a predicted model, not a curated record. Lineage: Eukaryota; Viridiplantae; Streptophyta; Magnoliopsida; Fabales; Fabaceae.
CAUGGUGAUUAUAGACAGGAAUGGUGCUUCACUGUUAUUUCUCUUCUUUUAAUAACAAAAAACAACACUCAACUCACAAAUGAAUGAAAAAAGUUGAUUCGUUCUCUUCUCUGCCGGACUGCAAUGGAUUUCCAUGCCCCGCCGCCAUCUCCUGUGGCCACUGCCAGGCGAACGUCAUCGCUCUCCAACGACGACGUUUUCCGCCGAUUCUUGGAGACCUCUCUCCGUCUCCCCAACAUUAACUACAACCACCAAAAGCCGCUUCCAAAGGUGGACUUCCCCUCCUUAGGUUCCGACGAUGCUCUUCGUCACGUCAUUUCGGACUCUUUCGCAACUGUCGGAUGCUUUCAGCUGCUCAACCAUGGGAUUCCACCGGACGUGAUCGCGUCGCCGGCGGAAGCUUCCAUCUCAAUUUUCCAGGUGCCGCCGGAGAAGCGAGGCGGCGUGACGAGGUCGGCGGAGAGCCCGUGGGGUUUCGAGGAAGAUGACGAGUUCGUCUGGGGAAGAGAUAAGGAGUUCAACCUCAGAAUGCAGCAAGUUUCGGCAGCCGGAUAUUCCAAUUUCAAUAAGAAGAUGGAGAAUCUUGUGGCCAGGAUAGAGAAGGUGGCCGAGAAAAUUUUGCAAGUGAUAUUCGAAGAUUCUCCCCCAAAAGUUGCAGACUCUGUGGAGAUGAUUGGUGGGCAUGAACGUGGGACAGUUUGUUCUGUUUAUAAGCACUGCUCUGAUAAGACGUCAGGACAAUGUGCUAACUCUAUAAACUAUGAUGUGAUUAGAAUGGUGAUGAGGGGAAACCGAUACUCUCAUUGCUUGUGCUUGCAUCUAUGUGGCGGGUCUUCUGAGUUUCAGGUUUACUCUAAGAAAGGUUGGCUCUCUUUCUUUCCAGAAAAAGGAGCCCUUGUAAUCACCGCCGGAGACCAAACUCAGAUGUUGAGUGAUGGGCAGUACAAGCACGUGAUUGGAAGGCCAAUAUUUAAAGGGGAGAAAGAGGACUGCAUUUCAAUGGCUUUCCUCUAUUCACCGCCAAACAACAAGAGCAAUUUUCAAAACAGUGGGGAAAGAACUAUUUCACUGGGCUUGCAAGUCCUAUUGGCCAUGAUUUUGACCCUUGUGUGUCAUGUCCUGAUUUGUCUAAAAUUUUCUUUAUGUUGUCCUUGUUAUUGAAUGCAAAAUAUAAUUGUUAUA